Coniosporium apollinis CBS 100218 is the source of this 813-nucleotide messenger RNA. RefSeq lists its product as uncharacterized. Bases 1 to 813 code for a protein of 270 amino acids. Gene Ontology annotation, molecular function: DNA-binding transcription factor activity, RNA polymerase II-specific. The record is from RefSeq and is a predicted model, not a curated record. Gene Ontology annotation, biological process: regulation of transcription by RNA polymerase II. The transcript has a single exon. NCBI's taxonomy places the organism in Eukaryota, Fungi, Ascomycota, Dothideomycetes.
AUGGGGUUCUCUUUCCCUUUCGUCCUCCAUCUCAUGCUUGCUCUUUCGGCAGUACAUCUAGCGCGCUUCCGGCCAGAACUGAAAGAAUCGUAUAUGGCGCAAGGUGAGCACCACUACGGGAUUGCACUUCGAUCGGUCAUUGUCCUCCUACCGCGUAUCGACGCGGUCAAUUGCGAAGCCAUGUACAUGUCGGCGAUCCUCAUCUGUCUGUACAAACUUGGCAGAGGUCCUCAACCGGGCGAAUACCUUGCGUUCAGCGACCAAGGCGAUGCGGAAUGGAUGAAACUCCUGAAAGGCGUCCGUGCGAUUGCUCAGUCUAAGGCUCUGCUUCUUUCCCCGGGUAUUCUGGCGUCCGUAAUGCAAGCAGGUACCCAUAAGCGAAAGCCGCCGGUGGGGCGCAAGCCUCCUCCAGAUUACCAGGAGAACAUUGAGAGCCUUCGUCGUUUUAUCACUGUUGAGCGGGCCGGAGAUCCCGACAUCGAAACAUACAUCGAAGCUCUCGAUGGCGUCGCGCAGUCUUUUACCGGUUUCUACGAAGGCACCGACGGCACGCUGGGAAGUUAUCACUCUAGUUUCAUCUUUGCCUGGCUAUACCGAACGUCUGAAGACUUUUCACUCCGUUUGCGGCGGAAAGAACCAGUUGCACUCGUCAUUCUGGCAUACUAUACUGUAUUGCUCAAAGAGCUCGACCUCGAUUGGUAUAUGAGCGGGUGGGUUCCGCAUAUAAUGAGCGGCAUUCACCACUCUCUCCCCGAGGACUACCGGAUCUGGUUACAGUGGCCGAUGGAACAAACUGGAUGGAAUCCGGGCUGA